Brassica rapa (field mustard) is the source of this 1442-nucleotide messenger RNA. RefSeq lists its product as uncharacterized. Lineage: Eukaryota; Viridiplantae; Streptophyta; Magnoliopsida; Brassicales; Brassicaceae. The record is from RefSeq and is a predicted model, not a curated record.
AAGACGAACACAAUUAAACUCCGGCGUUGGCUGCCUCUGGCUUCCCCUCUUCUCCGUCGACGAAUCGAAGAGAGAGAGAGAGAGAGAUGACGGAUAAUAUCUUCGAAGGUCUACCUCCUCCGUCUUCUCAACAUCAAGAGCUUCCCAAUUCUUCAAAUCCAGACGAAAGCCCCUCCCCAGCUCCGACUCUGGUUCUCAAAAGCUCCCUGAAGCGAUCUAAACCACCAGAAUCAGCACCCGAUGCCUCAGCUCCUCCUCUUCUCAAGAGCGCACUAAAGCGUUCAAAGCCAGCAGAAUCCACGCCUGAAGCAGCUCCUAAGAAGCGUCUACAGUUCAAGACAUCGACGGAUGCAUCAGAAGAGCAAGUGAUAGAAGCGAUGCAGAAGAUAACGUCUCACAUCAAGAACCCUUCAAAAUUCUCCAAAGCCUCGAAGCUCGCCAUACGCCUGAUUCAAGCUGGAAGCGUGAAGGCGGGAACUAGCUGUUACUUGAUUGCGAUGCUCGAAGCUGCUAUGUCGUCGAAAACUCCUUGUACUGAUCGCUUGGUUCGAGGAGAUUAUCAUGCUUUGUUCUCAGCAGCUCAGGAUGUCGCCGAGUGCCUUGAUAGAAGCCAGAAGAAUCUGUUGACCAUAUGGACGAUUAAAGCAGUUGUGGCUAAUGACCUCUUUACUGAUGACAGCUUUAUGUUUUCCAAGACUGCUACUCAGAUAAAGGAGGCUGUAUCUGAUCUUCCUGUAGCAACUGAGGAAGAUGACGCUGAAGAAGCAGCUGCUCUUGAACAAGAGGCUGUGAAGGACAGUGGAGAUGGAGAGACAACACAGGACGUGGCCGAAGCUGAGUCUGAUCCCUUUGGGCUGGAUGCAUGGAUCCCCAGUAAUGUGAAGAAAAAUGGUAAAACAAAGAUGACAAAAGAAGACACAGAUGCCUUGGAGAACAAGAAAUUUCUCAGGUCGAAAAGAGAAGCUUUGAUUACAUGCCUGGAGAUCGCUGCACGCCGUUACAAAGUUCCAUGGUGUCAGACUGUUAUAGACAUAUUGGUGAAACACGCGUUUGAGAACGCGUCGAGGUUCACAUCGCAGCAGAGACGAGCGGUGGAGAAACUGUGGGCUUCUGUUCGAGAACAACAUUUACGUAGGAAGCAAGGCAAGUCAGUGACGGGGAAGCUCGACGUUACUGCUUUCGAAAGUCUUCAGGAUAAAUACGCCAACGAGAAGAUGAGCAUCCGGAGAUCUGUUGGAGCUAACGGUGAACGCCGUGCACAGCAAUGGCUUGGUUGAUAAAACAUUCACCACAAACCAAAAGUGUAAUUUGUAUGAUUUUUCAACACUAAGACAGGAACUAGAAAGCAACUAGAUAAAGUCUUUGCUAUGUUCUUCUGAUUGUGUCUUAAUACCAUAAAAUUCCAUCCUUAUUCAAAAAUUAUAUUACGUAUUGAUUAUAUA